Equus quagga is the source of this 2010-nucleotide messenger RNA. It is a transcript of the gene IL34, whose product is annotated as interleukin 34. The record is from RefSeq and is a predicted model, not a curated record. Gene Ontology annotation, molecular function: macrophage colony-stimulating factor receptor binding; cytokine activity. Lineage: Eukaryota; Metazoa; Chordata; Mammalia; Perissodactyla; Equidae. Gene Ontology annotation, biological process: positive regulation of macrophage differentiation; positive regulation of protein phosphorylation; positive regulation of cell population proliferation. The transcript is spliced from 6 exons. Bases 706 to 1515 code for a protein of 269 amino acids.
GCCGUACUGUCCCUGCCUAGCCACCGGUUUGCUGGCCUGUUUCGUGGGGUGGAGGCAGCAGGAAAGAAGCUUAAAAUUGGAAAUGGUAGUCGGGCUGCAGACUUGGAGGAAGUGUAAGUUUCGGGAAGGCAGAUCAUCUAUGGACAGAGUUUCCAGGGCAGCCUGCGUGUGCCAGGCUGGGAGGCGCGGAGGCUCUAUAAGUUCCUGCUAUGAGCCCACAGAUGCCAGGCCCCAAAGGCCCUGGAGCAGGACUCAGAUGAGGGCACCUGGCAUAGGUUAUGGAGGGUGGAGUGGGCAGCCAGUGGGUGACUGCCACACGGGAAAGAAGAUUCAGUGUAGGCAGAGAUACAGACUUUUACAGAAAAGAUGGGAACUCGGAUUUUUAUGUGACAUCUCUGUGAACCAGACGUGGCCCUUGGGACACGAGUUUGCAACUGUCACUCUGGGUCAAUGUUCUCAAAGUACAGUCCCCAGACCAACAGCAUCAGCUUCACUUGGGAAAUUGUUAGAAAUGCGUGGUGUUGUGGUUAGGUUCAACAUGCUCUGCUUUGGUGGCCUAGGUUCACAGAUUGGGGUCCCGGGCGUGGACCUCACCACUCGUCAGCCAUGCUGUUGUGGCGACCCACGUACAAAAUAGAGGAAGAUUGGCACAGAUGUUAGUUCAAGGUGAAUCUUCCUCAACCCCAACAACAACAACAAAAAGAAAUGCCGAUUCUCUGGCCCCUCUCCAGACCUGCUGAAUCAGACACUGUGGGGUGGGGCCUGGCUCUCUGGGCCUUCACCAGCUCUCCAGGAGAUUCGGAUGCAUGCUCCUAUUUCCCUGCUCAAGAUUUUGGGAUCCUCCUUGGCAUGGCCUUGGGGAACAAGGGUUUGGAGGUGUGGCCCUUGACCCAGAGUGAGGAGUGCGCGGUCACUGGCUUUCUACGGGACAAGCUGCAAUACAGGAACCGCCUUCAAUACAUGAAACACUACUUCCCCAUCAACUACAGGGUCAGCGUGCCUUACGAGGGGGUGCUCAGGAUGGCCAAUGUCACCAGGCUGCAGAGGGCUCGAGUGAGCCAGCAGGAGCUGCGGUACCUGUGGGUCUGGGUGAGUCUCAGUGCUACUGAGUGGGUGCAGGAGGUGCUGCUCGAGGACCAUCCAUCCUGGAAGUACCUGGAGGAGGUACAUACACUGCUUCUGGACGUCCAGCAAAGCCUUAGGGAUGUGGAGGUCAGCCCCCAGGUGGAAGUGGUGUUGUCACUCCUGAGUGCCCCAGGGCUGAGCCUGAAGCUGGUACGGCCCAAAGCCCUGCUGGACAACUGCUUCCGGGUCAUGGAGCUGCUCUACUGCCCUUGCUGUAAACAUAGCUCCGUCCUGAACUGGCAGGACUGUGAGUUGCCCAGCCCUCAGCCCCACAGCCCGGAGUCCUCAUCAUCACAGUGUGUGGCUGCCCAGCUGUACCCUUGGCCCCAGCAGCCCCCCACCUCCCUGCCCCGCUCCCCGGGAUCUGAGGCUGGAGUCCCCCCUCAGUGAUGCUGCCGAGGGCACGGGGCCAGGCCUCCUUCCAGAGCAGCCUGUAUGGUGACCUGGGUGGGGCAGCUGGAGGAGCUCCCACGGGAGUUCAGCUGGGCCUGACACUUGGCUGCGUGGUGGUGGGAGCCCCCGCUGGAAGAGGAACCCCUGGAAGGGUGUUUGUCCUUUGGGGAUUCUGUGCCUGAGAAGGGCUCAGCUUCCUGCCUUCCGUGCCUCAUGUGGUCUUACCUGGGGACCUGUGGGCACCUGAAGAUGGAUGAGGACCGAGCUCCCACCCCACCUGGCACUGCCCGGGCCGCCUCCCUUGCCCGACGGCAGCACCGAACGUCUCCUAGCCUGCAGAGGCGAGAGCUGGUCGAGGGGCCGGUGGGCAUGGGGCGGACACCACUCCAUGAGGCCGGGGAGGGGGCAGAGCCCAACGCCACAUCUUGCCACAGUGGAUGCUCUUCCAGUUCCUUUUAUUUUUUCUAUUAAACACCUGCUUUGUUUUGUUUA